CAACUCUCUUAUCCUUCUGAGACAGAAACUACUGGCUCGAUGACCUGUUUGGGCUAUUUCUGCAUGUAUACUCCAUCUUUUUGCAAGGCUUCUCUGUAGGUAAGAGCUUCUGAGCCCAGUCACAUCACUUCUCAGAGUGCUGAGUCUUUACAACUGAAGGUCCCUCUCCUCUGAGAUGGACAGUGUCACCUAGCAGUAUGCUUUCCCAGACGACAUGAACCAGGUCAAAAGUAACCGAGAACUGUACCUACAAUAUUCAGCCACAGCUCCCAAACUGCUGGCCCAAAUCUCCAAACUCUUCAUUGUCUGCCGCAACGCAGGCAUUUCCAUCCCAAAAGGCAUCAGGAAUAUCUUUGAAUUCACCUGGGAGGAACUCAUCAGUGACCCUGCAGUGCCUACUCCAUCCGAAAUUCAGGAUCUGGUGAUUUCCUUUGGAUCUCCUACAGUGGUGCUUGCAGAAGUGGUCCCAGUGCAGACCCCGCUGCAGAAGAAGCCACCCCCACCACCCCCACCACCCCCACCACCCCCAGUAAUCCUCACAGCUCCCACUGGGGCCAAGCACUCGGCCCCCACACCAGCCCCUCCUCGGCUGAAACCCAGUGGCCAAGAAACACUGCAAAAGUUUCAGCGGCAAUCCAUCCACCUAUUGACGGAGCUGCUUUCUCUGAAGAUGAAGGCCAUGGUGGAGUCUGCCUCUGGUGCUGAUCCUCUAGACAUCACCAAGCGCUUUGUGGAGGCCAGCCAGCUCCUUCAUCUCAAUGCCAAGGAGAUGGCCUUUGACUGCCUGACUGGCACUAUUGGAAAAAGCUGUUUGAGUGGAGCACAGCUAAGUAAAGAAUCAGUAAUGAACAUGUCUACCAUAGGAGUAAACACGCCUUACCAGCUUGUCUACCAGAGUUCCACUGGCUGUCUGAGCUUCUCCCUCUCCACGGGAAAGGAAGGCAAAAAGAAAGGCAAGGGAAAGCCUAUAGAGGAAAUCACAUCCCCAAUUGUCCGAGUCCGAACUCCUCCUGAAAGCGUUGUCGUUGAGAUCCAGGACCCCUGCCCUGAGGCUCGGGAAAAGCUGCAGGAUAUGUGUCGCCACAUAGAAACCGAAAGGAUCUUUUGGAAAGGGAAUACUGGCACCUACCCCAUGAUUUUACGCAACUACAGAGCAAAGGUAGCCUCUCAUUUAGUGUUGAACCAAAAGGCGGAUUCUCACCAUUCCACUCCGACUCAGGUUACUUCUUUCACUCCUUCCAGCCACCAUGCUCACACACACCGCCAUUCUCAGGAGUGGAGGGGGCACAAGAAGCCCAUCAAGCUGCAUUACGCUUUCUAUGAUGGCUCUUCCUUCAUUUACUAUCCCUCCGGAAACAUUGCCAUGCUUCAGAUUCCCACCUGCUGCAGAGGGAAACCAAUCACCUGCCUCUUUAAUGACAGUCCUAACACGUUUCUGGCUCUGUUUAACGCUGAAGGCCUGGGCUGUGUUUACUACAACAUAAAGAACAGUUGUCCAUAUGUCUUGGUUUUUGAUGAGGAAGGUGGGAUCACAAAUGACCAAAAGGGCUACAUAGUCCACAAGUGGAGCUGGUCUAACAAGACUGAGACAUUGCUCUCUCUGGAAUACAAGGUGAAUGAACAAAUGAAGCUAACAGUCUUGGGACAAGACUCCAUUACAGUCACCUUCACCUCCCUGAAUGAGACAGUAACUCUCAGUGUGUCGCCCAAAAGCUGUCCCCAUACUGUGGUACAUGACAAACGGCCAGUUCGCAGAAUCAGCUAUAUGGAUGAAAAGGUGGCAAAGAUAAACAGAGCCCUGGCUGAGAUCAAGAAGCGGUUUCAGAAGGCUGUGACUCAGUUUAUGAACUCUGUGUUGCUGGCAGCAGGCCUGUUCACCAUAGAAUAUCCUAUGAAGGAAGAUUUAGAAGCUAGUCGGGUCAAGUUGAAAUCUGUGUCUCAUUCUGAGCGGAACCAUAGGCAAAAUUCAUUCCAAGGGGAAACCCUUGUGCGAUCCCAGUCAAUCCAUCAAGACUCUGCUGUUGAAGACAUAUUGAAGGACGAUACUGUACUCACACCCUUGAUUCCUGUUCGAAAGAAGAGCAACAAAAUCCAGGCCAAAGCUUCACCAAGAGGGAAGCCUGGAGAGGUUCGCAGCCCCACUAGGUGGGCAGCCUCACCCUAUGACUGCCCACUGGUACUGCGGAGGCUCAUUAUAAAGGAAGACAUGCGAGCUGGCUGCAAGUGCAUUGUGAAGGCACCCCUGGUGUCCGACUUGGAGCUGGAGCGCUUCCUGGCUGCGCCCCGAGACCCCUACCAAGUACUGGUAUUCGGGAUAAUGUCGAGCCAGAAUCCCAACUCCACCGCAGAGCUGCGGUGGCUGCUAGACACAAUGUACAACCAUCGGCAACAGGGCCGAGCCUCACCCUGCAUGCAGUGCCGGCAUGACCCUUACCGCCUACUGCGGUAUGAUCUGGACAGCCCCCUGCAGCAGGAUCCGCCCAUAAUGGUGAAGAGGUUUGCUGUGGUAGACGGGAUGAUUUUGAUGUUUGCUGGAGGGAAACUCCUUUUUGGGGGCUGUGUCCUAAAUGGCUAUGGCUUUAGUAAGCACAAUCUGCUGAAACAGAUCUUCCGGGCUCGACAGGAUUGCAAGAUGGGCUACUUCCUGCCAGACAACUACAAAUUCAAUAUGUCUACCUAUAUGGCAAGCCUGGAAGAUGCUGAGUCAGCUAAAAGAGCCCCAUCUGAAGAUUUCGAAGGCAGUGUCUCUUCAUUGGCGCUUGGAGACAAAGUAGAAAAAGAACCUUCUCCACCCCCUGACAAGUUGAAACAGCCUGAAGUGGAACCACAGCCUUUACUCAAGAUCAGGAGGAGCAGUAAGAAAAGCAACAGCAGGAAGAAGACAGGUUCUAGGAAGUGAUGCUGGAAUUGCCAGCGAAGCCCUCCGCAUACCCAUCCCCUACCUCCCACCACCACCACCACCCUUUAAUAAAUGCACAUGCCUGUAGUGUCUGGGUGAGGAGGUGGUGGGUGGGACAGGCCCAGCUCUGACUCCAAGAAGGCCAGAAGCCCCCAUAGCUAGUUUCAG
Molecule: messenger RNA, 3067 nt
Organism: Psammomys obesus (fat sand rat)
Lineage: Eukaryota; Metazoa; Chordata; Mammalia; Rodentia; Muridae
Gene: Fam194c
Product: chromosome unknown C3orf20 homolog
Exons: 15
Coding region: 215-2899 (894 amino acids)
Source: RefSeq, a predicted model, not a curated record